Messenger RNA from Procambarus clarkii (red swamp crayfish), 3871 nucleotides. The record is from RefSeq and is a predicted model, not a curated record. Lineage: Eukaryota; Metazoa; Arthropoda; Malacostraca; Decapoda; Cambaridae.
GUCCCCCGCCGGAACGGUCGCUGGGAGGAGGUCGCCGCCGCCAGGGUCGCCACGGAGGACCAGAGAGACCUUUACCCUUCAUACUCCUGUAACCUAAGUCAUGGGCAACCAUGCAACGUCGGGUGAGCGUCGGGAUCGGAAUAAACCCGGCGACUCAUUUCCGCCAUAUUCUCCGGGGAAGAUCGAUGGCCAGGCAUUCACAUUCGACAAACACAAAGGCCAGAAGGGCCUCCAACAACAGCCUUCAGAAGAGGAGCACGAACCGGUCGUCAUCAAGCCUAAACAGCAGUCAGAGAAAGAAAAUGAGGACCCAGUGCCUGCUAGACCACGACCGGUGCUGACGCAAGGUAACAAGAAGAUGCUCCCGUUUGUCAUUAAGUGGGCAGGUGGAGGGCAGGCGGUUGCUAUUGCUGGAACAUUCAGCGACUGGCAACCACUUCCCAUGGUCAAGAGUGAGAAAGACUUCGUAGCCAUCGUGGAUCUGCCGGAAGGCCAGCACCAGUACAAGUUUCUGGUGGACGGAGAGUGGAGACUUAACCAAAGCGAAAAUGCCUGCACCAAUGAAUUGGGGUCACAGAACAACACCAUUACCAUCAACGAGAGCGACUUUGAAGAGUUCGAAAAUGCGCUUCUGCGCGACCCCAACGAUGACAACAAGGAUAAACCGUUGAGCAGUCAGUCUCAGAAUAAGGAAAGAGUUGAGGAGGAAAAAAAGGAGGAAUUUAGCCAGGAAAUUCCCGAAUACCAACAGUCUGAGAAAAUCCGUGGGCCGCCAGUGCUACCGCCUCACUUGCUCCAGGUCAUCCUCAACAAGGAUACCCCCAUAUCCUGUGAACCGACACUCCUUCCCGAGCCAAAUCACGUGAUGCUGAACCACAUGUAUGCGCUGAGCAUCCGUGACGGGAUGAUGGUGCUGUCGACGUCCCAUCGCUUCCGCAAGAAGUGCGUCACCACUCUUAUAUACAGACCCAUUGAAUAGCUAAAAGCUUGCUUUUGAGGGACUCCUGGAAGACAUCUGGAUUGACAUUGAAAGUCAAACGCUGAUGAAAUGAAUGACGAGCAAAAUGUGGAUGUCAAGCGCAAAAAGUUGGACUUGAACUGUUGGCUCAUCCUUAUUAAUCAUCACCUGAAACUUAGAUACAAUUUGCUGAUCAGGGUUAAUUCACUAAGUACAGCACAGUAGUUUUUUCAAGUUCUGAUUGUAUCAUAUUCUGCAAUGCUGCUUGUAGGGGGUAGUGUGGUUUCUAUUCUGCAUUUGCUUCAAAACUUGUUAACAAGAAACGGAUCGGGUGCAUGGAACUGCUUAUAAUAUGGGUUGAUAUAAAGAGGAGCUGUCAUGUGUGUGAGGCAAUGGGCCUUCAGCGGUUAUCUUUAUUAUGUUCUUAUGUUAACGUACUCCAAGAGUUGUCUACUGUACACUAUUCGAGACGAGCGUCGUGCAGUUAGUGUACGCAGGUUAAUGUUUUUAGUAGGUAAGAGUAAAAGACUAAUGUUCAUACCCCUGUCACGGGCGCAAAUAGUUUGAGGUUUUCUGAUAUAAUUAGCAUAUGUGAAAUUAGUUUCCUCCCGUGCUUGCCAUUUGUGUUGGCACAUUAUGCCUCGGCUGAACCCUGCACUGGCUUGUUUGUCUAACAUCCUGCUUCACAUGUUUCGAUGCUACGUACUUUAAUCUCUUGGCUCAAUUUGCCUCGGUUAAGCAUUGCAUCACCUUGUUUGUCCAAAGGCAUCGUCUGUCACUUUUUUGACUGGCAGAAAACCCAUUCUUGACCUCGUCCAUGUCUGCCUCUUGUUUCUGCUCCUUAUUUAGGUCACGAGCUCUCAAUUCUACUCUAGUGUUCGGUUAAUGUUACACUCUUAUUAUGUUUACUAUUGGAGUGUCUUUUAUUCGUGAUAGUUUAUUUACGACUGUUUAAUUAAUACCAGAUGUCCUUUUAAGUCUUUGUUGCUUCUCCAGUUUAAUCAUUCUUAUACUCCCCCUUCCACCUCUUUUCCCAUUUCGUUUUUUUUUUUUUUUUUGCAUUUUUUCUUUAAAUGUAAAUUAGUUAUUGCUUUCAGACUUGUGGGGUUGGGUGAAGCUCUCCCUUAGUACGUACCAAGAUGCUGGUUGUGCUUCUGAGGGCAUUACAAGGGAGAUCAUAGUGGUUUGUACCACAUUUAUUGCCCGUUUCACUGUAGCGUGCAUGGUCAGUCAGUGCUCGUGAGAAUGUCAAAUGUGUGAUCAUACGAAUAAGUUUUAUCCCUACAAACAGACAAUGUAACUGUUCCUAUGAUUCCCUUGUUACAACUUGUAAUAAAGUUGUUACAUCUUGUUAUAACAUUUUUAUGACGUAUUAGAAUGUUGUUACAACUUGUUAUAUUGGUUGUUGCAAUUGUUAGAAGGUGUUAAACCUUGUUCGAACGUUGUAGCACCGCCGUAGUUUCAUCGUGUGUUUGGCGGGAUAUCUAUUCUUAGAACUAAUAGAUGGAAACUCUCCUAUGAUCAAGGUUGCCAGAGUCUGUGAAAUCUGUAUACAAAAGUGCCUAUGUAUGUCAUGGUGAAGUGUGUGAUCACUUGUGACAGUGUGAUUUCGGGGCUCCAUUUGACUUUCCAAAAACCAUUUUAUGCAUCGAUUGGAUCCACGUGUGCAAUUUCAUUGGUCUUUUUCUCUCUAUGCUCUGAUGCACUGCAAUAAAUACUACAUAUGUAUAGUCACACAGGCCUAUUGGUCAGGUUGGAAAACUGAAGUAUUCUUGAAUUUAUUUACCCAUUUUGGUAGUAAAUAGUGAUUUUUGAGUUUGGUGAUCUCAUGACAAUUCUGAUGCAAAGUAAUCUAGAAUUUGAAAGUCAAGAUCACUAUUUAUAUAUAUGAGAAAAUAUUGUUGCUGCGAUGAAAUCGAAUUCGCAUCCCUAGACACACUGUCAUGCGCACUACUGAGUGAACUACGGUUAGUCAGUAGUGCGCGCGCGAACAGAGACUCGAGGGAUGUAGAUUCCAUCCCACUGCAUGACCUUAAUAUUUUCUCAUGGCUACAUCACACACUUAUGAUUUCAUUGUGCAGUAUUGUAUAUGUUCAUUAUGAUCAUUUUGACAAUCGUGAUAAUGCUGAGACUUGACGAGGUCAUGUAUAAGGCCAUUAUAAAUCCUUAAAUAAUGAUAUCUUGCAUAAUUAUGUGCAAUAAUUAAUGCUGGGAUUUGACAGUGAAAAGGUUUGCAUAAUUGUGUAUAUAUAACAUACAGGGGGAAGGGUGUGAGGGAGGCAUAUUCUGGAAGGUGGCUUGAUUGUUUACUGUAUAUUGUACAAAAACAUUAUAUAUUAUAAUUUAAGCAGUAACUAUAAAUACAUUUGUUAUCAAGGGCGGCUCCUGACUAAUAUCUGACUGUUGCCAAUCUUGUCCUUUCAUAUUUAGAUUUUUUUUUUGUAUUCAGGUAAAGGUACAUACAUUGAAGAUGAGUUACAAACAUGAUGUUGGAAUUUAAAGAAAGAGGUAGUACAUGUAAUACCUAAAGCCACUAGUACGCAUAGCGUUUCGGGCAAGGUGAGGGGCAAAACACUUAGACUAAAACUUAAUAGUAAUUGAGCUUAAAGUAUAAAUUGUGUUGAAGUAUAUAUUUGUGUUCUAUGUGUUUCAUCAGACAAACUUCAUCAGUUUUAUCUUCGUAUUGGUAGACUCUUCGUUCAGCUCAGAAAUUCCAUGUUGUGGCUUUUUUUUUUUUUAAUAUCAACUUCUUUGACAAAUUUCUUUGUUCACCUUUCCUUUGUGCAUCUUAUUGGGUUUCAUUUAUACAUAUAUCAAUGAUUGUAUGUAUACUGCAUGUAUAUUUUUACUGGAUAUGUAUGUUGUAUUCUAAUGUUGUUUAUAUAUGACGUAAAGAUGCUUGCUACUUUUCGA